GGCUCGACAGCGGGCAUCGGGUCACCAGGCAUCAGGUCAUUUGGCUCGCCAGCGGGGCACCGCGUCAUCUGGCAAGGCAGUGGGCACCGAGUCACCAGGUACGACAGCGGGCUCCGAGUCAAUUGGCACGACAGCGGGCACCGGAUCAGGUACCGGAUCAUCUGGAUCAACAGCGGGCAUCGAGUCAACUGGCCUAAUAGGAUCGUCAGGCUGGAUCAGUUCAUCAUGCUGGGCCGAGUAGAGGCAUCAGGCUGCGUACAGGCA
This is a messenger RNA of Staurois parvus, 264 nucleotides long. NCBI's taxonomy places the organism in Eukaryota, Metazoa, Chordata, Amphibia, Anura, Ranidae. The record is from the annotation of a GenBank genome assembly.